This is a messenger RNA of Ectocarpus siliculosus, 1315 nucleotides long. The record is from the annotation of a GenBank genome assembly. Lineage: Eukaryota; Phaeophyceae; Ectocarpales; Ectocarpaceae.
CCGAAAAAAGCGCUGCUGUUCACAAUCGCUCUUCUUCUCGAUCCCUUCUCACCCGUGCGCACCAUACCCACAACGACGGCGCUGCUGUCGUCCAGAUUUGCUUUUGCGCACACCAUUCCCAACCAACCCAAGGAUAUUUCUCCAGCGCUGCAUCGCCCGGAGAAAUUACGCACCGUGGAGUGCAAACAGCCCUUUGACGCCUUCAAGCGGUAUGCACACCAGCGAGAAGGCGCGACCAUAUCAUUCCAGCGAGCCCGGUCCGGUCGUCCCCUUCUCUUCCAUUGUCAUGCUGUACGAGGCUAGACUUGUUCGCUCCACAUUAUUUUUUCUGGUGCUAUCGAGUUCCUUGGGUAUCGUGGGGGGAGUAUACCCGGAUUACCCCAUGACCUUCGCCGACAUGAAGGUAUUGGCGGGGUACUACACAGAAGACGGAAAGUACUUGGGAGGCAUUCCUAAGGCGGACCCUGUGAGCAAAGAGAUCUACGAAUGUGCAGCCGAUACAUAUUUCUAUCCGUCCGGGAACGACACCGUCACCGACUCUACCGACGGUAAGGACGAGGCUACCGCUUGCAUGGAGUGGAGGGCGGACGAGUCCGCGGGGGGGGUCUUCCAGAAGGGCACGUGCGAGUGCACGUCUAUCGACAACGAAAACUAUUGCUCCGCUUGGACCUGCAACCAGGUUAAAGAAGAAGAGGAUUGCAACUCCUCCGGAAGCAACUGCGUCGUGUCCACCAACACCGAUGCCGUCCUAUGCCAGUGCGACCUCGAUGUUCCCUCUGGCCUGUAUUGUGACUCGUGGUCGUGCAAGCAAAUAGACUCUGACGGCAGGGAGGAAUUCGAAGAGUACCAUUGCCAGCGUGAAGCCGAGUCGGGACACUACUGCGAGGCUUGGAACGGAAACGUGACCGCCAGCGAUGAAGUCGAGGUGGUGACGUGCGAGUGCGUGGCUACUUGGAGCGGUGAUCGCCUGUGUUCCUACUGGGAGUGCGAAGAGAUAGGUCUGAGUAGUUGCAAUUCGACAAGGGGCUGGUGCGACUUGGGCUUGUCUAUUGGCUUGGCGGGCGUGUUUGGACUUGCGGGAGCCUUGGCGGCUGGCUUCAGCUUUGCUAGCUUUGGGUGCUUCGAGCGAAGCACCACUGGCAUGAGGGCGGUGGUAUGUACGGGCGUCGGUGGCAUCCUUUGGUGCAUGGUGUGGUCAGUCGGUGUCGUGAUUUGGGGGGGGUUGGAUGGGGUAGUCUAUGUCGGCAUCAUGUGGGGCGUCGGUUUCCUAUUGGCGACCAACACCACCGGUUGUAUCUUGUACGACAAGGGUUGA